This is a messenger RNA of Medicago truncatula (barrel medic), 1717 nucleotides long. RefSeq names its product zinc finger protein JACKDAW. Lineage: Eukaryota; Viridiplantae; Streptophyta; Magnoliopsida; Fabales; Fabaceae. The coding region runs from base 364 to 1584 and encodes 406 amino acids. Gene Ontology annotation, cellular component: nucleus. The record is from RefSeq and is a predicted model, not a curated record. Gene Ontology annotation, molecular function: DNA-binding transcription factor activity. The transcript is spliced from 3 exons.
AGACCAGGCAUGUGACCAAGGAUAGAGAUGAGGUUAAAAGCUGACAUAUUAUAUUCUCUACUUUAUUAUAAGAACUUUUGGUUUUAUCUUUCACAUAUAGCAAGUGAAAUCAAUAGAAAGCAAACCAGAUCACCACUCCAGCUAUAACAAUUAGCUCAUGCACAACCUCAUAAACUAUAUGGCUACUUUUUCUUGUCUUUUAACAGAAUAAUCACUUAUCUCUUACAGCAUUUAGGUACCCUCCAAAAGAAUUUUUGUUGAUUUCUUAGCUUUAGUUGUGUUACUCCAAUAAACCUUUGUUUUCUUCCUUGUACUUUGUGAAAACCUUUGAAAUUUAGCUGUUUUAAUUUCUUCUGCUCACAAAUGAAUAUUCUUGGUGACCCCUUUUCACCAUCCUCUUCCACCGGAGGUUUUGACAAACUUCAAAACACAAACCCUAACCCUAACCGACCACAAACCAACAAGAAGAAGAGAAAUCUACCAGGAACACCAGAUCCAGAUGCUGAAGUCAUUGCUCUUUCUCCCAAGACUCUAAUGGCCACGAACCGAUUCGUCUGCGAAAUAUGCAACAAAGGAUUCCAAAGAGAUCAGAAUCUUCAGCUUCAUAGAAGAGGUCACAACCUACCAUGGAAGCUAAAGCAAAGAUCCAACAAAGAACCAAGGAAAAAGGUAUACAUCUGCCCGGAGAAUACUUGUGUCCACCACGACGCGGCUAGGGCCUUGGGUGACCUCACCGGAAUAAAGAAACAUUUUAGUAGAAAACAUGGCGAGAAGAAAUGGAAGUGUGAUAAGUGUUCCAAGAAAUAUGCAGUCCAAUCUGAUUGGAAAGCUCACACUAAAACUUGUGGUACUAGAGAAUAUAAGUGUGAUUGUGGUACACUCUUCUCAAGGAAGGAUAGCUUUAUUACACACAGAGCUUUCUGCGACGCAUUAGCCGUAGAAAGUGCAAGACACUCAUCUCCUACAACUCUAAAUUUCCAGAAUGAAGAGUCCAAUAUGAUGAACACACAAACUAGUUUGGCCCAUGGAUUGAUAUCAUCUCAAGGACUUCAAAAUAUUCAACAAUUUAGUCCACAUGCAGGAUUUCAUCAUGAGCAAAGACCAAAUUUGUCACUGUGGUUGAACCAAGAAAAUCAACAGAUUAAUCAUCAUUCAUAUUCACUUGAUCAUGUUUCAUCAGGUUUUUCCGAUGUUAUACAAAUGGCUCAAACUAAUACUCCAAUGUCAGCUACUGCACUUCUUCAGAAAGCAGCUCAAAUAGGUUCAACAAGAAGCAGUACUAAUCCUUCCAUAUUUAGUGGAAGUUUUGGUGUAAUGAGUUCAUCCUCUACACAAACAACGAGUUUAAACAAAAACCAUGAUGAGGUUAAUAUGGUCAUUAAUCAGAAAAUGAAGCAGCAUGAGAAUUUUGAUCCAAGUAGUAGUAGAAGUGCAACUAUGGUUGGUAAUUCUAGUGGGUUUAGAGAUUUUCUUGGAGUGAGUAACCAUCAAUUUCUACCUCAAGAGCUUGCAAAGUUUGCUUCCAUAAAUUCAACGAUGAUGAGUUUAAAUCAAUUCAAUGCUGGGUGCAUCAAUGAAAAUUAAUUAGUCCUUAAUUAAGUGUUGACUAUAAUUGAUAUUUUUGGAACUGCAUGUGAAUAGAUAAUGUUUGUGAUAGUAAUGCAUGGGACCCAGUGCAUGUUUGAGAUGAAUACUGAAUUUCUCGAGUCGUGCAUAA